Molecule: messenger RNA, 1786 nt
Organism: Cladophialophora immunda
Lineage: Eukaryota; Fungi; Ascomycota; Eurotiomycetes; Chaetothyriales; Herpotrichiellaceae
Exons: 3
Coding region: 74-901 (275 amino acids)
Source: RefSeq, a predicted model, not a curated record
CCUCAACUCAACAAUCUUUUGCAUCCCUUUCUAACAAGCAUGAGGAGAAAGCCUGGCAAUAUAUCCCACCCUCAUGAUUGUGCGCAGCAGGAGAACGCUGCUCUACUCACUGGGAGUGAUGAUGCUCCUGAUAUACAUUCUGCAUCUGUGGAAGACGCCCUCGCGGCCGUUGCCGCCCAUGCCAGGCACCUACCAAUACUUCUCGGAGAUCAACUUCGAGUACUACACACAUAGCUUCGGCGCUAUCAGUCAUUGUGAUCCGAGGUUUGCACCCUCCCAGGCUCCGGGCAUCGAUGAAAUGAAGAAGGCGCUGUUCGCGCUGAUGAAGACGUACGCCACAACGAUGAAGGAGCUUCACGCCGAGAGUUGGAUCGCUCACGGCACCUUGUUGGGGUGGCACUGGAACCAGAAGAUUUUACCCUGGGACAACGAUAUCGACGUCCAGGUGUCGAUAGAAACACUGGCGGCGCUGGCUGCCGCCUACAACAUGAGCGAGUACCAGUACCCGGUGGCUGGGGAGGACAGGCCUCGAACCUAUCUUUUGGAUAUCAACCCGCAUUACACCAUCGCGUCACCACGCGACGUGGCGAACAAGAUCGACGGCCGCUGGAUCGACACCACCAACGGUAAAUAUAUCGAUAUCACCGCCGUCCACGUCAGCCCGGGAAAGACGGAACAUACUUCGUUCGACCAGUGCGUUUUCUUCUCCAAGGAUGGUCAUCGAUACCGAAGGGAAGAUUUGUUCCCCUUACAGGAUACCACUUUCGAAGGCAUUGACGUCAAAGUCCCGCGCGACCCAGCCAAGAUUCUAGCCGAGGAGUAUGGGAAGAGGUCACUGACCAAAACGCGCUUCCAUUGGCACCGGUUCAACAAAGCCUCGAGACUAUGGGAAGCCGAGUAGGCUGGGGGUGGUUGUGUCUGGAGACCUCCGGCAGGCCAAUCGAUCCACCACACCCCGAUCUGGUGUCAGUGAUCCUCUCUCACGAGCACAAUCCCCGCGCCAGAUGAACCCCCGUGAUGCCAGCACCAAGCUACUCGGAUCAGAGGCUCACUAGUCACCACGGUAUGAUGGCAACCCCCUUCAUAUACAACCGGGUGCCCCUCAAGGACGGCUGUGACGACCACUCCGUCCGCAUUACACCCAUGAACAGAAUGACAAACCUUCGAAAGAGGAAAGAAAAUGGUACACGACUGCGGGGGGGAGGGAGUGUGAUAGGGAAACUAUGGCGAUGACAAUGACAAUAACCGCCCCGAACUCAGCGCAUGCCAAACAACAUACACUUGCAAGUACCUCCACACUUGGCCCGACGCCCUUCUCGCUCAAUCCAAUCUCUACGAGCCAGCAUAAGCGAAUGAUCUCGAAUGUAGCGAACAAUUUCGAAUCUCUCCCUCAUCAAUCCUCGAGGAGACAGAGGAAUAGGUCCCUUUCGCGCGUCUGACAGCCGUUCAAUGUCCUCCCGAUCUCGUUGAUGUUGGGUUCGUCUCAAUGUAGACAUUAUUGUGCAUCGAGUAGCCAGACCUUGUCGGCAGAGUGAGUGAAUGAAUGAACGGGACGCAGCGCAAGGCGUAGGAGGCGUAUCAAAAGGGUUUUGGCCAGGACAGAGUAAAGACAUGUUGUUAGGCGUUGGCCCCCACGUUACACCAGCCAGGCAGAUGUUGUCACUAACACAUUCCCUAGCGCCCUAGGAGACCGGGAUUCCAGGCGCUUGAAAAUUUGACCCAAUCACGAGAAGUUCCAACACUUGCGGUGGUUAAGCUGUGCAAGAAGGUGUGGCCACAGCAGUCC